CAGCAAAAGAGAGAACGGCAUUCAAUGGUGCGCGUAAGCGACACAGCAAAGUGAGCUUGGCUGCGUGUGGAUAGGAUACACAGCUACAAUCCGACUCGGCACACACUCACAGGCGUUCGUUUCGGAGUACCUUCUCGCACGUUGAUUUCAGGUAUCCUGAAUAUUAACCGACCUCCUCAUCUUUUAAAUAACCUACAGGAUGUAUCAAAGAAGAAUGGGAUUACUUUUGGUGCUCUGCUUUGUGAAGCUGCUCUUUUUAAACACUGUUACAGGUUCUUACCCCAGAGCCACAAACGUCACUUGGUCAUCGAUCAAUUUUAAAACACUGCUAUCGUGGGGACCUAAACCUGACGGCUAUUCGUACACCGUUGAAUUUUCUGCUGUUGGCGAGAACAGAGACAGAAGCCCGCACUGUAUCCAGACGGCAGAGACUGAGUGUGAUCUGACGCAACAGCUCAAGGCCCUGAAGUCAACAUACAUAGCUAACGUCCUAUCGGAACCCCUGCGAGGAGUCACGUCGGACCUAGUCGAGUUCCCCUAUACGGCAUCCCAAAAGUUCUGUCCAUACACAGACACUAUCAUCGGAAAACCUGAUUUCAACUUCACCGUGAGCAAGGACACCAGGAAGAUCACCAUCCAUGUCAUUGACCCACUCACUGCCAUCUUUGACGGUCAGAGCCGGCGCCUGAGUAUUCGGGAUGUCUUUGGGGAUGAUCUGGAAUACAGCGUGACGUACCAGAGAGCGGGGAGCACCGGGAAGAAGCAGCAGACCACUAAGACGAAUGUCAUCGAGCUGACCCACCUGGACAAAGGGGAAAGCUACUGCCUUAGGGUGGAGGCAGUGAUCCCAUCUCGAGACUUUAACCAACAGAGGGGGGAGCUCAGCAAAACUAAGUGCACUCCGAACACCAAAAAGGGCAUCUUCGAUGAGUAUGGCAUCGGUGCGAUUGCCGGGGUCAUCUUCACCAUCCUGGCCAUCAUCAUCAUCGUCAUUGUGGUGACGGUGGUGUGCUGCAAACGCCAGCGGAAGGAGAAAUCUGGAGACCCGGGGGUGGUGUGAGGUCAGCGAGCGAGCGAGCGAGCGAGCGAGCUGGGUGUUGGUCCGCAUCUUUCUGGCGUGUGCGGAGUUUGCACAACUUGGCUGAACUGGCUCACCUCGAUCCCAAAGAGAGAGGAUGCACGGGGGCCAUCUUCAGUUCAACAUUCCACUGUAUAACACUGGAAUCUGCCCGGCUGGUUUCUAUGAAACUACAUAAAGUACAUGUGUGAGACAUAUGAUUUUGAAAAAUCUGAAUGCUGAAAGCACUGCGUUAAAAUAACUAGGUGUGGGAAAUGGUACUCUAGCUAUCUACUGUUGGGAUGACCUACUACUUAGUAAUGGACUGAUAUAAGCACUACUUUCUUAUUUCUAUAUUUAUAUUUUUUAGGCUUUGUUUUAACUGUCUAACCUUUUAUUUGGGACAUGCUGGGUGAAUUAUGGGAGCUGUGUACAGUACAUGCAAAUGUGACGUCUAGAUCUGAUUCCUCUAUUUUUAUAAAUAGUUUAUCGUGAUAUUUAUUUUUUUAGUAUUUGCAGAAUGUUACUUGUGUACAAAAUGCUUUAUGGGAAGAGAGGUAAAUGUUUAAUACCCUUACUGAAAUCAGCGGUGAGUACUGUUAGUGAAAAAAAUCUUCAGAAAUCUAUAGAUUAUUUUAUGUUCUUUGUGUAUGUCAAACGAAUGUGUAUUCAUGUUUUGAAAUGACUAUUAUUAUCGUAAGCGUGGGAAGCAUUCUGGUAAGCAUUCUUCAAAGUGACCAUACUACUGAAGUGUUCCUCUGGUACUAACUUUGUAUUUUUGUAGUUUUACUUUUGAUACUGAAAAUAAAGCGAAAUGAUUUGA
Molecule: messenger RNA, 1880 nt
Organism: Sardina pilchardus (European sardine)
Lineage: Eukaryota; Metazoa; Chordata; Actinopteri; Clupeiformes; Clupeidae
Gene: f3a
Product: coagulation factor IIIa
Exons: 6
Coding region: 200-1060 (286 amino acids)
Biological process (GO): blood coagulation; cytokine-mediated signaling pathway
Cellular component (GO): plasma membrane
Molecular function (GO): cytokine receptor activity; protein binding
Source: RefSeq, a predicted model, not a curated record